Volvox carteri f. nagariensis is the source of this 2619-nucleotide messenger RNA. RefSeq lists its product as uncharacterized. The record is from RefSeq and is a predicted model, not a curated record. The annotation marks the transcript as partial. Gene Ontology annotation, biological process: nucleoside triphosphate biosynthetic process; 'de novo' pyrimidine nucleobase biosynthetic process; pyrimidine nucleotide biosynthetic process. The transcript is spliced from 5 exons. Lineage: Eukaryota; Viridiplantae; Chlorophyta; Chlorophyceae; Chlamydomonadales; Volvocaceae. Gene Ontology annotation, molecular function: ATP hydrolysis activity; AMP kinase activity; ATP binding. Gene Ontology annotation, cellular component: cytosol; cytoplasm.
AACAGGACUAUAAAUGCGUACACCUCAGCGCUGGUGAUCUGCUUCGUGCCGAGGUCAAGAGCGGCAGCGUCGUGGGCAAGAAGUGCGAGGAGCUGAUGCGCGAAGGCAAGCUGGUGCCUUUCGCCGUGACGCUGAACCUGCUGAAAAAGGCCAUGAUUGAGAGUGGCGGCAAGUUCUUCCUCAUCGACGGCUUCCCACGCGCCCUGGACCAGGCGGAGCAGUUUGAGAGCAACAUCAUGCCAUGCAAGGCCGUGCUGUUCUUUGACUGCCCUGAGGAGGAGAUGGAGAAGCGGCUGCUGAAGCGCGGUGAGACCAGCGGCCGUAGCGAUGACAACGCUGAGACGAUUCGCAAGCGCUUCAAGACGUUUCUGGAGCAGUCGCUUCCUGUGAAGGACCAUUACCUGGCUCAGGGCAAGUGCCACGUCAUCAGUGCCGUUCCGUCGCCGGAGGAGGUGUACGGGAAGGUGAAGGCUGUGCUGACCAGCCUUCACGCGCCGGAAAAGUUUGCGCUGCCCCCAGUACAUGGCAGCCUGCCGGAUGAUGCUCAGAUCAUCUUCGUGCUUGGUGGGCCAGGCAGCGGCAAAGGCACGCAGUGUGCGCAAAUCCUUGAGGAGUACGAAUGCGUGCACCUCAGCGCUGGUGAUUUGCUUCGUGCCGAGGUCAAGAGCGGCAGCGUCGUGGGCAGGAAGUGCGAGGAGCUGAUGCGCGAAGGCAAGCUGGUGCCUUUCGCUGUGACGCUGAACCUGCUGAAGAAGGCCAUGAUUGAGAGUGGCGGCAAGUUCUUCCUCAUCGACGGCUUCCCACGCGCCCUGGACCAGGCGGAGCAGUUUGAGAGCAACAUCAUGCCAUGCAAAGCCGUGCUGUUCUUUGACUGCCCUGAGGAGGAGAUGGAGAAGCGGCUGCUGAAGCGCGGUGAGACCAGCGGCCGUAGCGAUGACAACGCUGAGACUAUUCGCAAGCGCUUCCAUACAUUCCUGGAGCAGUCGCUUCCUGUCAAGGACCAUUACCUGGCUCAGGGCAAGUGCCACAUCAUCAGCGCCGUUCCGCCACCAGGGGAGGUUUUCGAAGUUGUGAAGAAAGUGCUGGACGGCAUUUCCGCACCAAGAAAAUCUGAUGGCAGCCUGCCGGAGGAUGCUCAAAUUAUCUUUGUGCUUGGUGGGCCAGGCAGCGGCAAAGGCACGCAGUGUGCGCAAAUCCUUCAGGAGUACGAAUGCGUGCACCUCAGCGCUGGUGAUUUGCUUCGUGCCGAGGUCAAGAGCGGCAGCGUCGUGGGCAGGAAGUGCGAGGAGCUGAUGCGCGAAGGCAAGCUGGUGCCUUUCGCUGUGACGCUGAACCUGCUGAAGAAGGCCAUGAUUGAGAGUGGCGGCAAGUUCUUCCUCAUCGACGGCUUCCCACGCGCCCUGGACCAGGCGGAGCAGUUUGAGGGCAACAUCAUGCCAUGCAAGGCCGUGCUGUUCUUUGACUGCCCUGAGGAGGAGAUGGAGAAGCGGCUGCUGAAGCGCGGUGAGACCAGCGGCCGUAGCGAUGACAACGCUGAGACUAUCCGCAAGCGCUUCCAUACAUUCCUGGAGCAGUCGCUUCCUGUCAAGGACCAUUACCUGGCUCAGGGCAAGUGCCACAUCAUCAGCGCCGUUCCGCCACCAGGGGAGGUUUUCGAAGUUGUGAAGGAGGUGCUGGAUAAGCUCCAUUCCCCAAGAAAGCCUCAGGAGAUUGCCCUACCGCCUGUGAAGGGCAGCUUGCCGGAGGAUGCUCAAAUUAUCUUUGUGCUUGGUGGGCCAGGCAGCGGCAAAGGCACGCAGUGCGACAAGAUCAAACAGGACUAUAAAUGCGUACACCUCAGCGCUGGUGAUCUGCUUCGUGCCGAGGUCAAGAGCGGCAGCGUCGUGGGCAAGAAGUGCGAGGAGCUGAUGCGCGAAGGCAAGCUGGUGCCUUUCGCCGUGACGCUGAACCUGCUGAAAAAGGCCAUGAUUGAGAGUGGCGGCAAGUUCUUCCUCAUCGACGGCUUCCCACGCGCCCUGGACCAGGCGGAGCAGUUUGAGAGCAACAUCAUGCCAUGCAAGGCCGUGCUGUUCUUUGACUGCCCUGAGGAGGAGAUGGAGAAGCGGCUGCUGAAGCGCGGUGAGACCAGCGGCCGUAGCGAUGACAACGCUGAGACGAUUCGCAAGCGCUUCAAGACGUUUCUGGAGCAGUCGCUUCCUGUGAAGGACCAUUACCUGGCUCAGGGCAAGUGCCACGUCAUCAGUGCCGUUCCGUCGCCGGAGGAGGUGUACGGGAAGGUGAAGGCUGUGCUGACCAGCCUUCACGCGCCGGAAAAGUUUGCGCUGCCCCCAGUACAUGGCAGCCUGCCGGAUGAUGCUCAGAUCAUCUUCGUGCUUGGUGGGCCAGGCAGCGGCAAAGGCACGCAGUGUGCGCAAAUCCUUGAGGAGUACGAAUGCGUGCACCUCAGCGCUGGUGAUUUGCUUCGUGCCGAGGUCAAGAGCGGCAGCGUCGUGGGCAGGAAGUGCGAGGAGCUGAUGCGCGAAGGCAAGCUGGUGCCUUUCGCUGUGACGCUGAACCUGCUGAAGAAGGCCAUGAUUGAGAGUGGCGGCAAGUUCUUCCUCAUCGACGGCUUCCCACGCG